This is a messenger RNA of Epinephelus moara (kelp grouper), 2573 nucleotides long. RefSeq names its product transmembrane protein 209 (gene tmem209). The record is from RefSeq and is a predicted model, not a curated record. The coding region runs from base 91 to 1767 and encodes 558 amino acids. Lineage: Eukaryota; Metazoa; Chordata; Actinopteri; Perciformes; Serranidae. The transcript has 15 exons. Gene Ontology annotation, cellular component: membrane.
GUACUUACUGUAACUUCCGGGUAAAAUACGAACUAUGCAGCGGUGCAGUUGUCAUUCACUUCAGCGUGCCUGAACAGAGCAGAUGAAACCAUGCUGACCCCAGGAAAGGACGGGAUGCCCAGUAUGAUAGACAGGGCACUGAGGAUGAGGAGGGAGGAACAGGCUCGUCAGGUGGUCCUGGCCUGGGCUGUGCUCAACGUGUCUCUAGCUGGGAUGAUUUACACUGAAAUGUCAGGGAAAUUGCUGAGCCGAUACUACAACAUUACCUACUGGCCUAUCUGGUACAUUGAACUGGUGCUAGCCUCUCUAUUUAGCCUCAAUGCUCUUUUUGACUUCUGGAAAUAUUUCAAGUACACGAUGGCUCCCGCCACCAUUGCUGUAUCCCCUGACCAGCAUCGCCUCCUGGGUCUGAGAAACACAAGUAUUCAGGCCUCUCCGCCUCAAAAGCCAGAAAAAAAGGAGACCCCAGCUCCAGCCCAGUCGUCUCCGCUGCAGGGCCAAAGCGUGCUGAGCUUCAGCCCCUCACGGCCGGCCACCACCAGCCCCAAGUUCUCCCCCAGCUGUGUGCCCGGUUACAGCCCUCCUCUCAGCAACCCAUCCACCCCAGGCAGUGCUGGAGGUCCUUUUUCCCCCUCAGUGGCCUUUGGAAAGGUGUUGAACUACAGUCCCUCCCCUGGCUCCUCUCCCUACCCCAGUAGCAUUGGACCAGCAGAAGGCUCCAGCUUGAGGGCUCGAUAUCGCACGUCCCCCUCAGUGUUUAACUCCCCUGGAAGCAAGGAGGACUACAUGGAGGAUCUGAAAAGCCUGGAGAGGUUCCUCCGCACAGAGGAGGAGAGGAGUCACCGCAGCCAGCUAGGGAGUCCAGAGUCUGUGUCUCCGAGCCACAGCCCAACAUUUUGGAACUACAACCGCUCAGUUGGAGAUUACGCACAGAGCCUAAGGAAGUUCCUGUACCAGCCAGCCUGCCGCUCCCAGGCCCCGUCUGCCCACAAGGAUGAGACGGACUUGGGCUCCAAACAGGCUGCAGAGGAGGUGUGGGCCAGAAUCACAGCCAGUCGCCCUGUUGUAGACCGCAUUGACAGCUGGACGGCCAAACUUAGAAAUUGGAUCAGUGACACCAUCUUGGUCCCCCUGGUGAAGGAAACAGACUCUGUCAACAGCCAGCUCAGGAGGAUGGGCUGCCCUGAGCUCCAGAUAGGAGAGGCCAGUAUAAGCAGCCUGAAACAGGCAGCAGUGAUGAAAGCCUCGUCCAUCCCCACGAUGAACUCUAUCGUUCAGUAUCUGGACAUCACUCCAAACCAGGAGUAUCUAGUGGACCGCGUAAAGGAGCUGGCCCACAGCGGCUGCAUGAGCUCCUUUCGCUGGAAUGGUGGCGGUGAUCUGAAGAACAGGAAGUGGGACACAGACCUCCCCACUGACUGUGCUAUCCUCAUGCAUAUGUUUUGUACAUACUUGGACUCCAGACUGCCCCCUCACCCAAAGUACCCAGAUGGGAAGACUUUCACUGCGCAGCACUUCAGCCACACCCCAGACAAACCUGAUGUUACCAAGGAGAGCCUCUUCUGCAUCCACCAAAGCAGCACCACUCCCCCUCACUACCAGCUCAUCUACCAGGGACACAUCUACAGUCUGCCCAAGGGCAGGAACAACCUGUUCCACACAAUACUCAUGUUCCUCUAUGUCAUUAAGACGAAGGAGUCGGGGAUGCUGGGGAGAGUAAAUCUCGGCCUCUCCGGCGUGAACAUCCUGUGGAUCUUCGAAAACUGAUGUGUCAUCAUUUACAAGAAACAAACAGCUGCAAGUGGAUUUUUUUUCCCCACGAUGCUGUGUGGCUACACUGGGUGGAGUACCGCCUCAACACAAGGACCGCUCUGGAGAAGCAGCACUUAACUUUAAAAGACAAUAAAUGCAUAUUUUUGGAGAUUUUCUCAAUUUACGUGCACAAACUGGUAACACUCUGUAUUGUCAUUUUAAGGACACAUUUCUGUUGCACCAGUGUGUUUAUGAUGCACUGCAGAGCUGAGUUUUUAACAUUGUUUGGUUUUCUGAUUUUGUAUUUUGAGAAUGUACCAGCAUGGCAGCCUUGUAAAUAAUAUACCUCAGAUUUCUCUGGUUAAUUGUAAAGGGCUCUGACCCAUUUAGCAUGAAUGUAAAUACAGUAUGUGUGUUCUUGACUUUUGUUUCUUCUGCUUCAAUGACCUAUUGCAACUGGUAUGUUUUGUUUUCCAAUAGUUGAAUGAUUGCUGUAGUAGGGAUGCUCUUGACAUGCUUGAAGUCACCUACAGGAACUGGACUUGAAGAAAACAAAAGUAUUCUGUAGGAGUGAAGCUUCCCAUAGUACUUGGCUGCGAUGCAACACAUAGCGUACAGUGUUGAUUCUUUUUGAUAUGCGACAGAUAAAAUGAAAAGCCUUUGAAUCACCAAAGUCUUUUUUUUGGAAUAUAACAUCUUUUACAAAAGCCAUUUGUCACAUUUCAAACCUCCCGUGUUUUUUUCAAUUAUGCCAUUUUACAUUUGUCACAAGAGACGUGAAAAUAAAAUUGAGAUAUUAAAAAGAAACAGUUGAAGCAUCU